GGGGAGUCACUGCUUCUGUGCGGAAAAAGAAGGGCAAAGUCCGGGGCUGGCAUGAAAGUCCGCCGCGCGAACCGGAGGUAGCAGCACAGUAGCCGCCAGCCCCGCCCCGCUCCGCGGAACCCUCGCCCGGCGCCAUGGUGCUGGAUAGCUUGGCCCGCAUCGUCAAAGUGCAGCUGCCUGCUUAUCUCAAGCGCCUGCCGCUGCCGGAGAGCGUCGGCGGCUUCCUGAGGCUCACAGUUUCAGAAUGGCUGCGGUUAUUGCCUUUCCUGGGCGUCCUUGCUCUGCUGGGAUAUCUUGCUAUUCGCCCAUUCCUUCCCAAGAAGAAACAGCAGAAGGACAGCUUGAUUAAUCUCAAGAUCCAGAAGGAGAAUCCCAAAGUAGUAAACGAAAUCAACAUUGAGGACCUCUGUCACACUAAGGCAGUGUACUGCAGAUGCUGGCGCUCUAAAACAUUCCCUGUCUGUGAUGGCUCUCACAACAAACACAACGAGUCAACGGGAGAUAAUGUGGGCCCUUUAAUACUCAGGAAAAAAGAAGUCUAGUAAAUUCCUAAAUAUGCUGUGACUGAAGGGAAGUCCACUUGUAUAUGUAUAUGUCAGACUUUCAAUCUUGUAAUAAUCACAGAAAUAAAUUUUGGUAUAUUUUUAGAUUAUGUUAAAUUUAUACUUUGUGCUAGAUGUUAGGUAAUGUGUUGUAUGUUUUACAUAACAAAAAUAUACUACAGGUAUGCUUUGUAAUCAUAGCAGAAUUAUUUUUCCCAGAACUGCAGUGUUUGUAACAAAAAUUAGAGAUACUGCUAUUCUAACUACAAGUGUAUCUAAACUGCAGAUAUAAAGCUAGCGGUACUGCCAGAUUGCCACAAAAUUGGGAACUGAUUUUUGAAGGUUGCCAAAGAUAAUCAUGGUUUUGGUCUUAAAUGAAUUUAGGAAUUUGCAUACAAGCCAGUUUGAAAAUUGAGUGUGAAUAAGAAUCACUUUUAUACAGAACUUCAGACAGCCUUCCUUGAUAAUGAUUAAAGAGUUCCACAAAACAGAAGCGGAGUGUUUUCUGCUUUACAGAAGUGAUACAGAUUGUAUUUCAGAUAACUUUUAUUAUCACUUUUUCUAUGUACAUACUGGCACACAUUAAAAAUGAAAAUGAUGCCUGCUCUCAAAAGAAAAUGUGUGUGUUUGUGUAUCCACACAUACAUACAGAACCAUACACUCACAGAAAAUUUUUACAGAAUCUAGUUGUUCUGCUUCGGAUACCAUAAGGUUUUUUCCCAGAAGAUAACAAAGAAAACUGGAGAGGAUAUGUAGCAUCCCUGAAAAUACUGUGGACCCUGGUCAAGCAACGCUUGUAUGCCAUAUCGCUGCUAGAAGGAAAUGAACUUCCAAUAAUCUUUUCUACUGUCUUCACUAUGCUCUGCAUAGCCUUCC
This is a messenger RNA of Thamnophis elegans (Western terrestrial garter snake), 1418 nucleotides long. It is a transcript of the gene CISD2, whose product is annotated as CDGSH iron sulfur domain 2. The record is from RefSeq and is a predicted model, not a curated record. Gene Ontology annotation, biological process: autophagy of mitochondrion; regulation of autophagy. Bases 135 to 542 code for a protein of 135 amino acids. NCBI's taxonomy places the organism in Eukaryota, Metazoa, Chordata, Lepidosauria, Squamata, Natricidae. The transcript has 3 exons. Gene Ontology annotation, cellular component: mitochondrial outer membrane; intracellular membrane-bounded organelle. Gene Ontology annotation, molecular function: 2 iron, 2 sulfur cluster binding.